Molecule: messenger RNA, 402 nt
Organism: Theobroma umbraticum
Lineage: Eukaryota; Viridiplantae; Streptophyta; Magnoliopsida; Malvales; Malvaceae
Product: DNA-directed RNA polymerase V subunit 7-like
Biological process (GO): DNA-templated transcription initiation
Molecular function (GO): single-stranded DNA binding; single-stranded RNA binding
Source: RefSeq, a predicted model, not a curated record
AUGGAGGCUACCAAGGAUCUUGGACAUUUCAUGGCUGUAAAAACUCUGGAGAGCAUUGGGGAUUGCGAAGUUAGACCGAACAGAGGGGAUGUGUUUUUCCCUAUUGUCUUCAUUGGAAUUACCUUCAAGAUGUUCAGGGGAGAGAGUUGGGUAGGGGUUGUACACAAAGUACUAAAACAUGGAGUUUUCUUGAAAUGUGAACCGGUCCAAAAUCUGUCUCACCUAAAAAUGACUCACUAUCAUUAUGUGCCUGGGGAGAAUACUAUCUUCAUGAAUGACAAGCAGUCGAGGUUUGAGAAGGAUCUUGCCAUGCGAUUCAUGAUUGGAACCAAGUGGUUGUAGCAGAGAGAAUUUAGGGCAUUGGAGAGUUUAGAAGGUGAUUAUUUAGGACCAGUUUCUUGA